CGCGACGGCAUGGGUGCGCUGACAAAAGGACGUUACCUCUCCGCCACGAGCCUCGUGCUCCUCGUUUCGUGCACGGCAUCGGUGAUCUCCAAAGGUGCCACGGGGGAUGCACAGCCGGACUCGUUGCCCUCAGUGCAGAGCACCCUGCCGCACUUCAUCCAGGAGCCAGAGGAUGCCUACAUCGUCAAGAGCAACCCCAUUAAACUGCACUGUCGAGCCGCUCCGGCCUUGCAGAUCUUUUUCAAAUGUAACGGCGAAUGGGUGCACCAGAAUGAGCACUUCUCCCAGGAGUACAAGGAUCUGAACACCGGGCUGAAGGUACGUGAGGUGAUGAUCAACGUUUCCCGUCAGCAGGUGGAGGAUUUUCAUGGCCCCGAGGACUACUGGUGUCUCUGUGUGGCCUGGAGCCAUCUUGGCACCUCCAAGAGUCGCAAGGCUACUGUCCGCAUUGCAUACCUGAGGAAAAACUUUGAGCAAGACCCCCAGGGGAAGGAGGUGCCAAUCAAUGGGAUGAUCGUCCUGCACUGUCGCCCUCCAGAGGGAGUUCCUGUGGCUGAGGUGCAGUGGCUAAAAAACGAAGAGUCGGUGAGUUCCCUGAUUGAUGACAACAUCGACACCCGAGCCGACCACAACCUCAUCAUCAACGAGGCGCGUCUGUCUGAUUCAGGCAACUACACAUGCCUGGCAAGCAACAUCGUGGCCAAGAGACGUAGCGCCACUGCUGCUGUCAUCGUUUUCGUGAACGGUGGAUGGUCGCUGUGGACGGAGUGGUCUCCCUGCAACGUGCCAUGUGGGCGGGGCAUCCAGAAACGAUCUCGAACCUGCACUAACCCGGCGCCUCUCAACGGUGGCGCUUUCUGCGAGGGCAUGUCGGUGCAGAAGAUCACCUGUAACUCGCUUUGCCCAAUCGACGGCGGGUGGGACGAGUGGACUGAAUGGACAGUGUGCAGCAGCCAGUGCGAGAGGCAACGGAGCCGUGAGUGCAACUCGCCGGCGCCCCGACACAGAGGCAAGAUGUGCGACGGGAGCAGCGAGGCCACGGAGAACUGCACAGAUGGACUGUGCACGCAGAAUCGAAAGCUGCUACAUGACGUUAAACCUCAAAGUAUGGACAGCUCCAACGACGUAGCUCUGUACUCGGGCUUGGGUGCAGGCAUCAUUGCCGUGGCCAUUCUGGUCGUGGCCAUCAUGCUGUACAGGAAGAACCACAGCGAGUACGGCGUGGACGUUAUAGAUUCUUCUGCGCUCGCUGGCGGGUUCCAGUCUUUCAACUUCAAGACCACAAGACAAGGCAACCCGCUGCUUCUCAACUCCUCCAUGCAGCCAGACUUAACGGUGGGACGGACGUACAGCACACCCCUCUGCUUCCAGGACAGCGCAGACAAAGAGCUCUUUGACCCCCUGCCAGACAUCAAGGUCAAAGUUCAGAGCUCCUUUAUGGUCUCACUAGGUGUGGCUGAACGGGCAGAGUUCCACACCAAAGGCCCUGCAGAGACGUUCCCGCGGGACCUGAGCAGAGACUACUGCAGUACUGUGGACAGACGCAAGAAGGGCCUCCUCACUCUCAAUGGGCCCUUCAACAUGGCGAAAGAGGAGCCUAGGACCACCGGCAAGUUUGGACACCCUGGAGGACGACUCGUGGUGCCAAACGCAGGGGUCAGCCUGCUGGUGCCUCAUGGUGCGGUGGCUGAGAAUCUGUCCUGGGACAUGUACAUGGCGAUCAAUCAGGCCGAGGCAAGUGUUCAAACACCAGAAGGCUGCGAAAUCCUACUGGGUCCAGAGGUGACGUAUGGUCCUCCGGGCCUGGACCUCUUCUACCCGGUGGCCAUGACUAUACCUCACUGCGCUGAAGUGGAUUCUGAGAACUGGAACAUCCAGCUCAAGAGGAAAACCCAGGACAGUAAAUGGGAGGAAGUGAUGACGGUGGAGGAGUCGUCUACCUCCUGUUACUGUCUGAUGGACUCGACAAGCUGCCACUUGCUUCUGGAUGAGCCGGGCUCUUACAUCCUGGUUGGCGAGCCUCUGACCCAGGCUGCCGUUAAGAGGCUGAAACUAGCCGUGUUUGGGAGCAUGAAGACCGGUUCCAUGAACUACAGCCUGCGAGUGUACUGUGUGGAUGACACACCACACGCUUUUCAGGGAGUGGUGGCUGCAGAGAAGACCAAAGGUGGUCAGCUCCUCGAAGAGCCAAAGAUGCUGCCUUUCAGAGCGAACACCUUCAGCCUCCAGGUGUCAAUCCAAGAUGUUCCCCAGUUCCUGUGGAGCAUCAAACCCUUUACCACGUGUCAGGAAUUCUCCUUCCCCCAAGUGUGGUGCAGCAACCAGCAGCCCCUGCACUGUGCCUUCUCUCUGGAGAGAUACAGCACCGCCACCGCUCAGCUCUCCUGCAAAAUCAGCGUGCGCCAGGUCAAAGGCCAUGAGCAGAUUCUGCAGGUGUACACAGCUGUGGCCGAGACUGAAAAGGAGUCGGGCCCAUUUUUUAAGCAGACAGACUGCACCAUCACGUCGCAGACGGGGCCCAAGGCCUUCAAAAUCCCCCUGUCCAUCCGCCAGAGGAUCUGUGCCACCUUUGACACUGCCAACGCCAAGGGCAAGGACUGGCAACUCUUAGCCCAGAAACUCCACUUAGAUCGAAACCUGGGUUAUUUUGCAAAGCAGCGGAGUCCCUCAGCGGUCAUACUGAGCCUGUGGGAGGCUCGCCACCAGGACACUGCUGACCUGAACUCACUAGCUAGUGCUCUCGAAGAGAUCGGCAAGAUCCAUUCCAAAAGCUCACCCAAGGAAGAGGAUGAGCAUGAUUCUGACUUCAGUCACAUACAAGCAGGAAGCCAAUGUGGAAUGGGAAAACUCUCCAGUACUCAGUCCGAGGAUCCCGCUCCUGAAUCUACAGGCUGACAUGGGCUUGAAGUCCAGAAGUGAGGCAAGUAUAUGUGCACACACACACGGCCAGUGAUGGACAACACACUGUGGUGCAGCGCAGGAAGGUCAUGACACUGCCCGUGAGAGGACGGAGCGGUCGACGUGCCGAACCGUCACAACU
Molecule: messenger RNA, 3040 nt
Organism: Thalassophryne amazonica
Lineage: Eukaryota; Metazoa; Chordata; Actinopteri; Batrachoidiformes; Batrachoididae
Gene: unc5db
Product: unc-5 netrin receptor Db
Exons: 17
Coding region: 10-2895 (961 amino acids)
Biological process (GO): netrin-activated signaling pathway
Cellular component (GO): membrane
Molecular function (GO): protein binding; netrin receptor activity
Source: RefSeq, a predicted model, not a curated record